Messenger RNA from Closterium sp. Yama58-4, 1749 nucleotides. The record is from the annotation of a GenBank genome assembly. Lineage: Eukaryota; Viridiplantae; Streptophyta; Zygnematophyceae; Desmidiales; Closteriaceae.
AUGCGGCGCGCGGAGCCGUACUUUAGGGGGCUCAUAAACGAGGACUUCGUGGUGCGGCGCGCGAACUACGAGGAUACUAAGGGGCGGUGCCCGCCGUACAUGAUCUACGUGGACCACGCGGCGCGUGACAUCUGCCUGGCGGUGCGCGGAUUGAAGAGCUCGCAGAUCGCGGACUACGAGAUUCUGCUCGACCAGAAGAAGGGCUCGGAGGUGAGGGGUGCAAUGCGGUGCAGUACGAAGAAGGGAGAGGGGAGAGGGAUUGUUGCUGGUGGGACUAUGGAGCGUUCUUCAAGGGUCCCACCUCCCCCCGCCUUCCCCUGCCCCUCGCCUUGCCUCUCCUCCUCCUCCUCUCCCCACAUUCCGCCCGCCUCCCCUCAUCCCUUCCAUCCGCACCGCAAUGCUCCUUCAACCUGUCGUCUCCACCUUGCUCAUUUCCCUUGCAACCCGUGCUCUAAACCGCGCACUCCACAUGCUGACACGCAACCGUUCCAUCCCCACUCCCCACCGCGUGGCAGCGAUUCGACUCAAACAUUCCCCUUCCCCUUCCCCUUCCCCUUCCCCUUCCCCUUCCCCUUCCCCUUCCCCUUCCCCAUCCCCCUCGUCUCCUGGCAGCGGUUGGACGGCGGGUUCGUGCACACGGGCAUGCUCAAGGCAGCCGCAUGGCUGCUGGACCAGGAGAUGCCCGUGCUGACAAUGCUCGCGCGCACCCACCCAGCCUACUCGCUCACGCUCACGGGCCACUCACUGGGCAGCGGGGUGGUGGCGAUGGCGACGGUCAUUCUGCACGCGAGCAGGGAGCGCGUGGGGUUCAGUGUGCGGCGCCUGCGCUGCUUCUGCAUGGCGCCCGCUCGCUCCAUGUCGCUCAACCUCGCCAUUAAAUACGCUGACGUCAUCAACUCCGUCGUGCUGCAGGUGUGGGCGUGGCAGGAUGACUUUCUGGUGCGCACAUCAGCACCUGUUCGAUCUGCUCUUGCUGCUGGCUUCUGUCUACCAUGCAUGCUGCUGUACAAGUACCAGCAGGACGCACUCAUCUCCACGGCCGACAAGCUAAAAGACCCGCGCCGCCUCUACGCGCCUGGCAGGCUCUUCCACGUGCUCUACCGCCCCCACAUGAGCAUGCAGCACUACCCACACCCAGUGGUGAAGACGGCGGUGCCGGUGGAUCACCGCUGUCCCCAUUCGCGGUUCUGCGCUCUCCUCUCGCCGUACACUCCCCGCCCUCUUUCCCCAACCCCCAUGCCCCUGUGUGAACCGCCUCAGGCAAUGGAAGCGGAGCAGCAGGAGCAGCAGACACCACCGGAGCAGCAGCGCAUGCAGCGCAGUGCCACGCUCAAGGAGCGGCGCGGGGAGCACCUGGAGGCGCUUGCACGGGCCGUGUCCCUUCACGUGGCCCACGCUGCUGACCCCUCCAGCCUGCCGCACUUGCAUGAUGAUGAACCAGAAGCGACGGAGGAGGAGCUGGUGGGGAAGGACGGGGAGGUAAGAGAGAGACAGGCGGAUGGAGGGGAGAAGGACGGAGUGGGGACGGAGGAUGGGGAGAAGGGGGGGUUUGGGGGGAGUGGAGCAGAGGAGGCGAUGGAGAGAGUGAAGGCGGAGGUAGAGAGGGUGAGAGCGGAGGUGGAGAAGGCAGCAGGGGUGGUGGCUGGCAAGUGGACUGAUAUCGUGGAUGGGUUGGUGGCUAAGGCAGCCGAAGAGGUGACCAAGAUGGCUCCUGGGCUGGCAGAGGACAAUGCCCAAGAAUGGCAAUAA